AUGUUUAGGGAUUUGCGAAUUUGUGCGAAAUCUGCCUACGAAGCUCGCAAGGCCAAAGGCAUCGCUAACCAGUUGUUUACCAACGGACACUGUUCUGCAUUUUCUUUAACCCUUCUACCGGGUAUUGGCCUGGGUAUGCAGGCGAGUGUAACCAGUGCAGACAGCCUAUUUGGGCCGCCACGAUGGAUGAAUGAAAAGCAGAAGUCUGCCAAGGAGCAGAAGAGUCUAGCCGACCUCAUGACGGCCAAUCAGCUUCGUUUUAGCAAGGCCUUCUCAGGAGGGCCUAUUCUGCCCCCGGUGCCGAGACACUCGGCUGAGGAGAACGCCGCCAGGAGCGCCAACGGUGACUCGGUGGUAGACUCUGCCAGAGCCGUAAUUGUGACCGAGGCAACCCUGAAGAAGACCGCAUCUGCAUCAACCGCCUCCAGCAAAGCAAAGGCGACACCGAAACGCAAGGUAGGAACUCUUCAACUGAGACAUUAA
Molecule: messenger RNA, 483 nt
Organism: Dibothriocephalus latus
Lineage: Eukaryota; Metazoa; Platyhelminthes; Cestoda; Diphyllobothriidea; Diphyllobothriidae
Source: the annotation of a GenBank genome assembly